AUGGCACUUUCAUCGUGCUUCGGCCUGCGCAAGACCGAUGAUGAUCAGCGCCCGUUGCUACCCCAGUAUCGCGAUGAUACUGUAUUGCAGCGAGAGGUGCAUCAGAAACUGCACUCGUAUCAGAUGAUGAGAGCGCUGUCCAUGGGUUUCAUGCCAUCCAACGAGCAAGUCGUCAUCAACCUGCGAAGCUUGCUAUCUGCAGACGUUCUCAAUCCGGAAAACCCCGACCUGAGCGACUCCGGUCGACUCCUCGUCAAGUUCACAAAGCAAUGGCUGCACCAGUUCAUUGAUACCCUGAACCACAAGAACAGCAAAGAUCAGAUCCAGGACUUCCUCUGGUACCUUUCCAAGUCUAGGGUAUCUGUGGAUGUUGGUGAUAUUGCACGCAAGACAACCAGGUCCAAAGCCAAGGCAGAUGCUACCGCAGCAUACCACAGCCUGCAGACCGUUAGCUCCUUGCUCUUGACCAACUCCGACUUCCGCAUCUUUCUCUCUGAUCUAAACACCGUUGGCCGCGAAGUAUUCAGGGACACUGCUUUCACCCUGUCAAACGUGGCAGAGAAGGCUGGCAAGACCAUCGAGCCAUCCCAGGCAGAGCAAAAGGCACUCAAGGAGCCGGGCGCCGAUGAGGCUCACGCACACUCAGCUGAAGAACUCAACGGCGAGGCGGCGGAAAUUGCAAAGGUAGUUGGCAAUGGAGCAGCCGAGGUCGCUAAGACAGCCGACGUAAGCUUGACUCAGAGGCUCCACGGCGAUGAGGGCAACUCGCUGUUGUUCCGCUUGAAGAAGACGGUCACAAACCUGAGGCACAAGAGGGACUACAACGAUUCGGUUUCAGUCUUGGCAAUGCUAUUGAAGCGCUACGCCAUGGCAUACUCUCGAACCGUCGAAGAUGCCAUGGGCACCCUGCAAACUGAUGUCGAGCCCAAUCGUGAGAUGGAAAAGGCAGUCAAGAACUUUUGGACUUUUCUGAGCUCCUUUGGCGACAAAGAGGAAUGGAACAAGCUCGAAUCCACAUUCCACAAGGUUUUGGAUCACUCACGCAAAGAUCCUGAAUUCGAGGACUUGCUGGUCGACAUUGGAAACUCGCUGCAAAGGCUUCUCACCGAUCCCGACUUUUUCGACCAUGUCGACGAAAAGUUCCAAGACCUGCGACAAAAGGCCAGGGGUGUUGGAACAGAAUCAUCCCUCCGUGAAGAUGUCGACGCGUUUUUUGUACAGGCCCAAAGGACGUUCAUGGCUGUCACCCAGGACCAGGACAUUGCGAAGAUGAUCACCACGACAACGAAAAUCUGGAACAUCCUGUCACCGCUCCACACCAACACCAACAGCGAGCUCGUUCAGGAUGCGAUCAAUGUCUUCGUUCCUCUUGCGAUACAGGCCGUCCAGUAUGUCCCCAUUCCUCGACUGGAGAUAUCUACGCCUGAAAUCGACAUGCUCCUCGAGAACCUCAUCAUCGAGCCUGGUAAGACGGUGAACCAUACUUCGUUCCUCCCGUUCCGUUUCCGGGUAGAAACGUACAAUGACUUUGAACUCCGCAAGGCCCGCUUCCGCGUCGCAUCCAAGGCCACCUCCAAGUUUACCAUCAAGAUUGAUGGCCUUUCCUUCCGUGCAGAUGAGGUUGGGUUCCUUCUCCGCGCACACUCUGGUCUUCUCCGCCUCGCUGAUGAGGGCAUUGCUUCGUUCCAACUCGACGAGCGUGGCAUCGAUGUUCAUUUGGACGUGGAAGUGGGCAAGGAGAAGCUGGAACAGUUCCUUACCCUUAAGGCUGUCCGUGUCCACAUCCACAAGCUGUCCUAUACGCUGCGCAAGUCAAAGUUCAGUCUCUUUGGCUGGCUGUUCAAGCCUCUGUUGCGCCCUAUUGUUCGCAAGGUCAUGGAAAAGCAGAUGGCCCAAGGUAUCGCCGAUGGUAUUCAUGCCGCCAACCGCGAGCUCGUCUUUGCGCGCGAGAGGCUUCGAGCAACGAGAAUCUCGGAUCCAGAGGACCUCAAGACAUUCAUCAAGGCUGUCAUCACCCGUCUUACGCCUGCCGACGACCCAGACCUUUACACGAGGGUCGGCGUCGCCGCACCCGGAAAGGGUGUCUUUGCCGGCAAAUAUGCCCCAGGCAGCGUGGUCAAGCUAUGGGAGGAAGAGGGUCGUCGUGCAACUGAACGCAUUGACGACUGGGAUGAAGGUGGCUGGAGGAACGACGUCUUCGAUCUCCAUGCCAUGGCUCUUGGUUGA
Messenger RNA from Exserohilum turcica Et28A, 2226 nucleotides. RefSeq lists its product as uncharacterized. The coding region runs from base 1 to 2226 and encodes 741 amino acids. The transcript is spliced from 3 exons. The record is from RefSeq and is a predicted model, not a curated record. Lineage: Eukaryota; Fungi; Ascomycota; Dothideomycetes; Pleosporales; Pleosporaceae. Gene Ontology annotation, molecular function: lipid binding.